GGGUGAGGCGUGUGAGUGGUGAGCGUGUGAGUGAAAUGGUGAGUGUGUGAGGCAGUAUAUGAGGAUGAGGUUGAGUGAGAGGUUGAGUGAGUGUGAGGGUGAGUGAGUGUGAGGGUGAGUGAGUGUGAGGGUGAGUGAGUGUGAGGGUGAGUGAGUGUGAGGGUGAGUGAGUGUGAGGUUGAGUGAGUGUGAGGGUGAGUGAGUGUGAGGGUGAGUGAGGCAUCGAGUGGAUGGCUGAGUCGAGGUGUGUGUGACAGGGUGAGUGGGAGGAUGCCUGGGUGAGUGCGAUGGUGAGUGGGAGGGUGAGUGAGUGGGAAACGCGGAGGAGACCAGAUUAGCGCGUUCCGGCGCUACCACGACCAGAAUCUCACCCCCAUCCAUUACCACCACCUCCACCACCUCCACCACCACCUCCACCACCUCCACCACCGCCACCACCACCUCCACCACCUCCACCACCACCGCUACCUCCACCACCGGGCCCAUCCUCCACCACCACCGCCACCUGCACCACCACCACCUCCACCACCACCACCUCCACCGCCACGUCCACCACCACCUCCACCACCACCACCGCCACCCCUACCACCGGGCCCAUCCACCACCACCUCCACCACCACCGUGGCCACCAUGAGCCGCUACGGGGACGAGAUGGGAGGGGGCUCUGGGCGGGGGGGCCGCGGGCCCCACGCAGGAGGCGCAGCGCCCGGGGGCCGCCGCCAGAUCUACAAGCAGUCGAUGGCCCAGAGGGCGCGCACCAUGGCCAUCUACAACCCCAUCCCCGUGCGCCAGAGCUUCCUCACCCUCAACCGCUCCCUCUUCCUCUUCAGCGAGGACAACGCGGUCCGCAAGUACGCCAAGCGGAUCACCGAGUGGCCAUAUCCUUCCCGUGCGCCCGUCCCGCCGUGGCCCGCCAACCCCACCGCGACUCGCAGGCGGCGGUGCAGCUACGGCGUGGAGAGUGCGCAGGAGGUGCAACUGCGCCAUGCCCAGACGUGGGUUCUCGUGAGCGCGUACACACCGUGUCCAUCCUUGACCUCUGCCCUCCCCCGCACGCCCUUCGAGUACCUGAUCCUUGCGACGAUCAUCGCCAACUGCCUGGUGCUCGCGCUGGAGCAGCACCUCCCCGCGGGGGACAAGACCCCCCUCUCGGACCAGCUGGAUGUGACCGAGCCGUACUUUAUCGGCAUCUUCUGCUUCGAGUGCGGCAUCAAGAUCGUGGCGCUGGGGCUGGCGCUGCACCGCGGCUCCUACCUCCGCAACGGCUGGAACGUCAUGGACUUCGUGGUGGUCAUCACGGGGUAA
Molecule: messenger RNA, 1305 nt
Organism: Lethenteron reissneri (Far Eastern brook lamprey)
Lineage: Eukaryota; Metazoa; Chordata; Hyperoartia; Petromyzontiformes; Petromyzontidae
Product: voltage-dependent P/Q-type calcium channel subunit alpha-1A-like
Biological process (GO): calcium ion import across plasma membrane; chemical synaptic transmission
Cellular component (GO): membrane; voltage-gated calcium channel complex; neuronal cell body
Molecular function (GO): high voltage-gated calcium channel activity
Source: RefSeq, a predicted model, not a curated record